Molecule: messenger RNA, 3189 nt
Organism: Leguminivora glycinivorella
Lineage: Eukaryota; Metazoa; Arthropoda; Insecta; Lepidoptera; Tortricidae
Gene: Src42A
Product: tyrosine-protein kinase Src42A
Exons: 8
Coding region: 231-3008 (925 amino acids)
Biological process (GO): protein phosphorylation; innate immune response; cell differentiation
Cellular component (GO): extrinsic component of cytoplasmic side of plasma membrane
Molecular function (GO): signaling receptor binding; non-membrane spanning protein tyrosine kinase activity; ATP binding
Source: RefSeq, a predicted model, not a curated record
CGCACGCUCGCCGCGCGCCUUACCGCCUCGAAAUCGAACCCGCGCCGCGAUCGCGUUAUGCCGCCCUACGAACAUACUUACAUGUUUGGUUACUUGUAUUUGUUUUGUUUUCGGAGUCUAGGCCGCACCCCGGAAAUGCGCUAGUUAUCAAAACUUUAUAAAGUGCCCUAAUUCAAAAAACAAUAAAUAUUUAUGCAAAUUUAUAAACUUAAAUUUAAAAUACGGGCACGAUGGUGUCAGAAGGGCCAUUGCCCGUGGUGUGGUGUGUACGGGAUAAUCAACUUGUGCCUCACCAAGUAUCGGGUGUAAAAUUACAAGGAGCAGUUACUGGCGCACAUAUUGCCGCUGUUACAGACUUUUUGCGUAUGGUGGCCGGGACUCCUAUCAUUUUACCCCAUACAACGGUACCGGAAGAUGUAGAUAAUAAUAUUAACCAAGAAAAAGAAGAUACUACGCGCAGAAGAAAAAUGUCUAUGCAAGUAGAAGUACCUUGCGUUUUUCUUUCUGAAAGUGCCUUACAGAAGGCAAAGAGCCGCAAUAAUUCUUUAGAAGAAAAGGUGAUACCUUCCGAUCAGAAAGUCUCACCUACUACAACCAAAAGAUAUCUGGAGCUCGAUAUGAAGUCUUCAUUUUUUAGUUCGUCUUGUAAUAUGCUAGAAUUUAAGGACAAAGAUAGUAAUCAAGAUGGUGAGAAGGAAUGUUUUAAAUCAUCGUAUCAUCUGAGGGAAACUAAAAAUGAAAAUCAACCCCAAAGAAUAACGAGAAUAAUUGACUUAGACGACUUUAAUACGACCACAAUAGAAUCUGAACCUGAAAAAGAAACACAAAGAAUUACAAGAAUUAUUGAAUUUAAGAAUGAUGCGUUAAGUUCUCCGGUGUGUACUGAUGUAGACAAUGAAAGUUUACAAAGAAUAACCAGAAUUAUCAGAUUGGAUGAGGACCAUUCAUUCUCCGCAAUAACAAAUCAGGGUGAUAUUGAUAAAGAAGGCUCUCAGAGAGUAACUAGAAUUAUUGAAUUAGAAAAAGAUAGCACUUUUCCAAGUAUGGCUAGAAUUAUAGAAAUGGAAAAUGAAAUAUCUAAUGAACGAAGAAUUUCCUUAACAAAUGAACGUGAAACUGGCGGUGGAGCUAUUGAAGAUAGCUGUGAAGAAGUAGUGGUAAGGUCUAAGCCGUCCUUAACUAGAGGUACUCCUAGGUUUAGUGUUGACUCUUCCUGCUCCGAAAACUCUUACGUCAACAUCGAAUGUGUUAAGAGUUUGCCGGAUGUUAAAAGAGAAGAUAGUGUUAGUGCAGAUUUAUCGCCGGUUUGCAAGCCAGUUCGGUCGAGAUUCCCGCGAAAGAAAACCUCCGUAUGUUCCAUUGGCUCUUCAGACUGCGACGAUGAGGUAGACGUGAUAUUUAAAUCGAAACCGAAAUCUAGUCAAUGGGUGAGCUUAGACUGGAUUCCACCGACGCCCAAAGAAGAGCCAGUGAUAUCGCACGACUGUGAUAAAAACGACUUCAUAUCGAAAUGGAUAGCGGAACAAAAUUCGCACGAACCUGGUAUUAUCACUGAUGAAAGGAGAAAAAGUCUUCCACCAAAAUCAAACGAAAUUUAUCUACAGAACAUGAGGAGGUUCAGUGAUGGAUUACAGAUGUGUAAAGAAGACGCAGCCAGUGAUUCACCCGCUACCGUCAAAUCAAAAUGGCACGACAUUGUCAAGCGCCAUCUCCAGGUCCUCAAAAGUGAUAAGGGAUUCAGAAGACAACGCGGCAGUUGGAUGCGAACCGCAAGGCGCUUAUCGUCUACACCUGUUAAUCAAAAGGAGUCAAUUCCAGCCGAUACAUAUUUGAAGCUUAAUGCUAUGUCAUGGUACUUCCGUAAAAUAAAAAGGAUUGAAGCGGAAAAGAAGCUCCUUUUGCCAGAGAACGAGCACGGCGCUUUCCUUAUUCGAGACUCAGAGAGCCGACACAACGACUUCUCGCUAUCAGUGAGAGACGGCGACACGGUGAAGCACUACCGCAUCAGGCAGCUCGACGAGGGCGGGUUCUUCAUCGCGCGCCGGACCACCUUCCGCACCCUCCAGGAGCUCGUCGAGCACUACAGCAAGGAUGCCGACGGCCUCUGCGUCUCGCUCAGCAAGCCUUGUGUGCAGGUCGAAAAACCAGUUACGGAGGGACUUUCUCACCGAACACGCGACCAAUGGGAGAUCGACCGUUCGUCCCUCAAGUUCGUCAGGAAGCUUGGUCACGGCCAGUUCGGCGAAGUGUGGGAGGGCCUGUGGAACAACACCACCCCUGUCGCCAUCAAGACCCUCAAGUCCGGCACCAUGGACCCCAAGGACUUCCUCGCGGAGGCGCAGAUCAUGAAGAAGCUGCGGCAUAGCAAACUCAUUCAACUCUAUGCCGUGUGCACGCUCGAGGAACCCAUCUAUAUCAUCACGGAGCUGAUGAAGAACGGAUCUCUACUCGACUACCUUCAAGGCAAAGGCCGCGGUCUGAAGCUCCAACAGCUGAUCGACAUGGCGGCACAGAUAGCGGCAGGCAUGGCGUACCUCGAGUCACAGAACUACAUCCACAGAGAUCUCGCCGCUAGGAAUGUUCUCGUCGCCGACGCCAACAUCGUCAAGAUAGCUGACUUCGGACUCGCUAGGCUAAUCAAGGAGGACGAGUACGAGGCGCGCGUAGGCGCUCGCUUCCCGAUCAAGUGGACCGCGCCCGAGGCGGCCAACUACAGCAAGUUCUCCAUCAAGUCCGACGUCUGGUCCUUCGGCAUCCUGCUCACCGAGCUCGUCACCUACGGCCGAAUACCCUACCCUGGCAUGACUAACGCCGAAGUCCUACACCAAGUGGAGCACGGGUACCGCAUGCCGUGCCCGCAGAACUGCCCCGCGCCGCUGUACGAGAUCAUGCUCGAGUGCUGGCACAAGGACCCGCUCAAGCGGCCCACCUUCGAGACCCUGCAGUGGAAGCUCGAGGACUUCUUCACCAUGGACAACUCCGAGUACAAGGAGGCGUCCGCCUACUGAGCCAGGCCUUCCCUGCCGCCCCACCGACACGCGCACCAGCAUCAUACACCGGGCCUGUACCACAUGCCGCCCGAGCUGCAGAUGCUGCACGGCAGCACGUCGCUGCAGCACCUGCAGAUGCACCAGCUGCAGGCGCACCAGGCGAGCCUCGGCCACCUGCAGGCGCUGCAGCUGCAGCCGC